AUGAACCCUACUUCAUCGGCUCCGCGCAAUGGCCAACGCCAAGACGCCUCACAUGUAGCGGCCCCUCAGGGGUUGAACGCCGACCUCCGUCGUUUUAAUCGUCCCUCGAAGAGACGUCCCGCCGACCCGUUGGUUCGUCGGAGAAGGAACCCAACCGCUCGGCCGUUAGGGCCACCACGGCCUACCGAAGGCCCGCCGCUCGGUCUCAACCCCCUUGGCGAGGCCAAGUCAGUUGCCAACUUGGAGAGUCUAAGGAAACAAUAUGGUGGCUGGUCUGAACCCGCACCCGAAAAUUUCAGAGAUUUUCCAAUUGUAACUACCGCUAAGGCUCUACGAGAGGGUAUCCGCUACCACGUCAUGAGGUUUUCUCGUCCUACAGCAACCGAGGAGAGCAAACCCGUUGAUCCAACUGACCAGAAUGCCUUUACGAGACCUGUUACUUUGCAUCGUCGGGAUCCAAGACAGCCGCCCCCCGGCAGAGCAGUACAGGUGAAAGAGGUCACACCUGAGCCCAAGGCCGUCGAUGACAAAGAAGCCGAGAGGCUACAACAAAUCAAGGCAGAACGUGAAGCGCAGCGAGCUAUUGAUCAGGCUAAAAUUGCACCCACUGUCAAAGACAUGAUUACAAAGAAGCAAAAGAAACCGAAGGAGGAGAAAAUAAGUUUCAACCGCAUGCCUAGAACGGAAGAAGGGCGAAAAGAGGCGGACUUACGCUACGAAGAAGCUCUCCCGUGGCACCUGGAGGAUGUUGACGGGCGAAAUGUUUGGGUUGGAAACUACGUUGCGGCCUUAUCUGAGACGAACGUCGCCUUUGUAAUUGAUGGCCCCCGUUUUCGCAUGGUGCCUCUCGAGAAGUGGUACAAGUUCACAGCAAAGCCCGCCUUUGAACGUAUUCCGGAUGAUAAAGUCGAAGACUUCAUGAAGAAGACCACCCUGCCUGGCCGUUGGAUGAUGCAGGCCCUGGAGAAGCGAGAGGAGGAGAGAAAACUUAAGGAUGAAUUCCGCAAUUAUGGAAAGCGCCUUCCCCCGCGCGCUGCAUCGGCAGCCAACGAGGCCAGGGGAUAUGACGAGGUUGAUAUGGAAGGAGAUGAGUUUGACGACGAUGACGAAAACCCGGGCUUUGAAAACGAUGAUGAGGACACAAAGAUUUCAAAUGCGCGUAUUCGACAAAACCAGUUAGGGGCAAACCUCUUCGGGGCUGGUGAUGAGAAUGAAGUUGAUGCGCAGGAGGAGAGUGAAAUGCGGCGAGAAUUGGAGCGGCGUAAAGCUACGAAGAAGCUGAAGAAGACUUUGAUCAAGAGAGAGAAUAUCAACGACAUCGAAUCCGAUGACUCCAUAUCAUCCGGCGAUCCGUUUGCCGGCUCUUCGCAGAGCGAGGAUGAAGACGAGGAGGACGAAGGUGAAUCCCAAGUCAAGGCUGAAGACGAGGACAAGUCUAAGGGUGAUAAGGAUAAAGCCUUACCUGGCGCUGCACCACCCAAGGGCUCCACAACACCCUCCGGGAAGCGGCAUGUCGACCUUACCAAGAAAGGCAAGGGAUUGAAAAGACCCGGUUCGCCGCAUCUCUCUGAAUCUAGUGGAAAUGAGUCUGGCCUCAGAAAGAAGGCAAAGACGAAGUCAGAGUCAAUUCCGGGACAGAGUCGUUCCACAACUCCGCUACCUCAAGGCCAACCGGCUCCAAACCAAGCCGGCCAAAGAAGGAAAAUAAUGGGCGGCUUGGCCAGCGAUGGCGAGGCCACUGCAGGGGAAACGUCGGACAGCCAGCCGAGAAAGAAAAAGAUCAAGCUCAUCGCCACGAGCGCUAGAGGGACACCAACUGGCUCACGGGCUACGAGUCCGCUCCCAGCACAGCCAGCAGGAUCGCCGUCUGUAUCACCCACGAAGGAUAGCCAAAGCAUGCGCCUGGGCUCCCCGAAGCCCGCUAUUGAAGCAUGGGAAAUUGUGCAGGCACUGCCUCAACUUCCCGAUGGCAUUACUAUAACAAAUUUCCUGAAACUUUUCGAGGGACGCGUCGGCGAUAAGGCUGAUGGGGGUAGGAUGGCGAAGUCGGACUGGAUCAAGUUGGUCAAGGAAAACUGCAACUACGGGCCAGACAAGCUUUUGCGCCGCAAGAGUUGA
Messenger RNA from Scedosporium apiospermum, 2118 nucleotides. RefSeq lists its product as uncharacterized. Gene Ontology annotation, biological process: positive regulation of transcription elongation by RNA polymerase II; transcription initiation at RNA polymerase II promoter. The record is from RefSeq and is a predicted model, not a curated record. The transcript is spliced from 3 exons. Gene Ontology annotation, cellular component: transcription factor TFIIF complex; nucleus. Bases 1 to 2118 code for a protein of 705 amino acids. Gene Ontology annotation, molecular function: RNA polymerase II general transcription initiation factor activity; DNA binding; TFIIF-class transcription factor complex binding. Lineage: Eukaryota; Fungi; Ascomycota; Sordariomycetes; Microascales; Microascaceae.